Molecule: messenger RNA, 6230 nt
Organism: Coregonus sp. 'balchen'
Lineage: Eukaryota; Metazoa; Chordata; Actinopteri; Salmoniformes; Salmonidae
Source: the annotation of a GenBank genome assembly
AUGAACCUGGGGAAGAUCCCUGGGCUAAAGGGCCUGGUGGCCGGCUCUCAGGGUAAACGUAGUUUCAAAGGUGACCUCACCUUGGACAUGAUCAGCCCUCCGCUGGGAGACUUCCGCCACACCAUGCACGUGGGCCGCGGAGGGGACGUGUUCGGGGACACUUCAUUCCUUAGCAACCACGGUGGGGCCGCCAACGGAAACGGGGAUGAUGAUUCCGUCACAAGUCCUGACAACAAGAUCGGGGCUUUCUUCUCUCGGACCCUCCGGCAUGUUCGGAAGACACCAGAGCGUCCCAGGGGGGGGUCGAAGGACCUGUCCCCGACACCCCCUCCCAUCUCCCCCAUCAUCAAGAACGCAGUGUCCCUCCCCCGGCUGGAUGUGGACGGCUGCCCUAUUAAAAACCUCUUCCACACCUCUCCUACCUCCCUGGAGGAGACCACUUAUGGUUAUGGUGAGUCUUACUGUACACCCACACACAUACACACACAUACACAAACAUAUGGACGCAUCCACACAAUAAGUGAACAUGCAACCGUACCUGUGAAGACUUGCAGUAUGUCCUGGACGUAAGGUCUAGGCUUAAGCUCAGCAGGCUAACACCGUCUUGUGGCAUACAUGAGACUUGGAUUUGAUACAUGGUCAUGUAUCAAACAUAGAAGCAGGAGCUGCCAUUGGACAUGCUGUGAAAACAUGCUCUCAUUUACACAGUAAUUCAGACAGAUUUUCCACAGCUGUCAUGAUGAAUCACCUUGACUGACACACAACAACCCUCACACUCUCUCUAGCUUGUUAUGUGAUGAUAAGAGAGAGACGCAUUACUGUGCUGUUGUGUGUCUUUUCUGAGGCCCUGUGUGACUGACUGCCCCACAUUAAUAUCCUCAUGUUUCACUGUCUGACCUCUCUGCUGUAUUAUUAUUUUAAUUUUUUUACCCCCUUUUUUUCCCCAAUUUCGAUCUUGUCUCAACUCCCCAACUGGCUCGGGAGAGGCGAAGGUCGAGUCAGACUGCCUUAGGCACUCUUUCCGAAUAGUUAAGGUAAGGGUUAAGGUUUGGGAUAGGGUUAAAACCCCCAAAUAAAAAAACAGUGUCCACGACUGGGAUCGAACAUACAACCUUCUGAUCCAGAGUCAUGGGAGAGAGGUUAAGGUAAGGGUUAACGUUUGGGAUAGGGUUAAAACCCCCAAAUAAAAAAACAGUGUCCACAACUGGGAUCGAACAUACAACCUUCUGAUCCAGAGUCAUGGGAUAGAGGUUAAGGUAAGGGUUAAGGUUUGGGAUAGGGUUAAAACAAACUAAUUUAAAACCAGUGUCCAUGACUGGGAUCGAACAUGCAACCUUCUGAUCCAGAGUGGCCGGUUUUGAUGGCAUUUCCCGAUGUCCUCAGGACAUGGAUAGACGAUCUCCCCUGACAUCAAGUUCUUAUACAUGUGUAGUAAGUAGUUGCAACAUUGUUGUUACAUAGGACUUUGGAAAUUGCUUUAUAAUUGCUAAGCAUUCAAUUUGCUGUUUGCAAUGUUUGCAAACAUAGCCACGGGAAGUAGGGGUGCUAAGGGUGCUGCAGCACCCCCUGAAAAAUCCCCCGCAAUUUUUUAUAUAUAUAUAUAUAUAUGGGGACCACCACAGGAAUGGAAGACCCAGAGUUACCUCUGCUGCAGAGGAUAAGUUCAUUAGAGUUACCAGCCUCAGAAAUUGCAUCCCAAAUAAAUGCUUCACAGAGUUCAAGUGACAGACACAUCUCAACAUCAACUGUUCAGAGGGGACUGUGUGAAUCUGGCCUUCAUGGUCGAAUUGCUGCAAAGAAACCACUACUAAAGAACACCAAUAAGAAGAAGAGACUUGCUUGGGCCAAGAAACACGAGCAAUGGACAUUAGACCGGUGGAAAUUUGUCCUUUGGUCUGGAGUCCAAAUUGGAGAUUUUUGGUUCCAACCGCCGUGUCUUUGUGAGAUGCGGUGUGGGUGAACGGAUGAUCUCCAAUUGAGAUGGUUUGGGAUGAGUUGGACCGCAGAGUGAAGGAAAAGCAGCCAACAAGUGCUCAUCAUAUGUGGGAACUCCUUCAAGACUGUAGGAAAAGCAUUCCAAGUGAAGUUGGUUGAGAGAAUGCCAAGAGUGUGCAAACCUGUCAUCAAGGCAAAGGGUGACUACUUUGAAGAAUCUCAAAUAUAAAAUAGAUUUUGAUUUGUUUAACACUUUUUUGGUUACUACAUGAUUCCAUAUGUGUUAUUUCAUAGUUUUGAUGUCUUCACUACUAUUGUACAACGUAAAAAAUAGUACAAAUAAAGAAAAACCCUUGAAUGAGUAGGUGUGUCCAAACUUUUGACUGGUAGUGUAUAUUCAUCUUUUUUACUUUCUUUGCUUUCAGGCCCACGGGGGAACGGGUGGUAUAGGGAGGGGUUUUACUCGUCGCCGAGAGGGGGAGCAAGGGGUGGUGGGUGACUUAUAAGCAACCCUAGUCGCUAGGUGGGGUGGGAAGGGGUGGGAAACAUGGUUUCCAGGAGUGGGGGGAGGUUGUGGGUGGAGGUUGGGGGUGGAGGUUGAGGGUGGAGGCCCACUUCUUUUUUGUUUUCUUUUCCUGUUUAUGUGGAAUUCAUCACUUAAACUCUGUAUGUAUUUGUGGCAGCCUACGGGUACAUGUUUAAUAAACAAAUCAUUUUAAAUGAAUAAUGUAUAUAGUGUUUUGGAACUAAAUGGUUCAAAUAUGACUGUCAGAUCGAUUGCAAUAGUAUAGGAGAUUGUGUGUGCUCUAUUCAUUCUAUUUAUCUUCAACAUGCAGUUCCAGAUACAGCCCUGCCAUUAGUUCAAAGCAGCCAAUCCGAUAGUUUCCUGAGUCACUUCCUGAGAUCUGUAUUCAAGUAUUUUACAAAAGUAGUUAAUUUCUGAGAACUGUAUUCAAAUAUACUGAACAAAAAUAUAAACGCAACAUGUAGUUGGUCCCAUAUUUCAUGAGCUGAAAUAAAAUAUCCCAGAAAUGUUCCAUACACACGAAAAGCGUAUAUCUUUCAAAUUUUGUGAACAAAUUUGUUUACAUCCCUGUUAGUGAGCAUUUCUCCUUUGCCAAGAUAAUCCAUCCACCUGACAGGUGUGGCAUAUCAAGAAGCUGAUUAAAACAGCAUGAUAAUUGCACAGGUACACCUUGUGCUGAGGACAAUAAAAGGCCACCCUAAAAUGUGCAGUUUUGUCACAAAACACAAUGCCACAGAUGUCUCAAGUUUUGAGGGAGCGUGUAAUUGGCAUGCUGACUGCAGGUAUGUCCACCAGAGCUGUUGCCAGAGAAUUUAAUGUUCAUUUCUUUACCAUAAGCCGCCUCCAAUGUCGUUUUAGAGAAUUUGGCAGUACGUCCAACCGGCUUCACAACCGCAGACCAUGUGUAACCAAGCCUGCCCAGGACCUCCACAUCUGGCUUCUUUAUCUGCGGGAUCGCCUGAGACCAGCCACCCGGACAUCUGAUGAAACUCUGGGUUUACACAACCGAAGACUUUCUGCACAAACUGUCAGAAACCGUCUCAAGGAAGCUCAUCUGCGUGCUAGUAGUCCUCACUAGGGUCUUGACCUGACUGCAGUUCGGCGUUGCAACAGACUUCAGUGAGCAAAUGCUCACCUUCGAUGGCCAUUGGCACACUGGAGAAGUGUGCUCUUCACGGAUGAAUUCCGGUUUCAACUGUACCAGGCAGAUUGCGUAGUGUGGGCGAACGGUUUGCUGAUGUGAACGUUGUGAACAGAGUGCCCCAUGGUGGGGUUAUGGUAUGGGUAGGCAUACGGACAACGAACACAAUUGGCAUUUUAUCGAUGGCAAUUUGAGUGCACAGAGAUAGCAUGACGAGAUCCUGAGUCCCAUUGUCGUGCCAUUCAUCCGGCGCCAUCACCUCAUGUUUCAGCAUGAUAAUGCAUUGCCUCAUGUCGCAAGGAUCUGUACACAAUUCCUGGAAGCUAAAAAUGUCCCUUUUCUUCCAUGGCCUGCAUACCCACCAGACAGGUCACCCAUUGAGCAGGGAUGUUUAGGUAUGCUCUGGAUCGACGUGUACGACCACUUGUUCCAGUUCUCGACAAUAUCCAGAAACUUCGUACUACCAUUGAAGAGGAGUGGGACAACAUUCCACAGACCACAAUCACCAGCCUGAUCAACUCAAUGUGAAGGAGAAUGCCUGUCACACCAGAUACUGACUGUUUUCCUGAUCCACACCCCUACCCCUUUUUUUAAAGGUAUCUGUUACCAACAGAUGCAUAUCUGUAUUCCCAGUCAUGUGAAAUCCAUGGAUUAUGGCCUAAUGAUUUCCUUAUAUGAACUGUAACUCAGUAAAAUCUUUGAAAUUGUUGCAUGUUGCGUUUAUAUUUUUGUUCAGUGUAGUUUUGAAAAGUAUUCACUUUCUGAAAUCUGUAUUCAAAUAGCUUUAAAAAGUAGUUAUUUUUCUGGAUUUGUAUUCAAAUAGUUGUAGUCACCUCCAAAGUAACUAUUUUUUCCCCCGAAAACAAAUGUUACCAUCCACAAAGAAUAGUUAAAACUAUAGUUAUCCCAGGUCUGGUUUCAGCUAUGGAAGCAGUAGGUCAUGAGGGCACUAGUGUGUGACAUGUCAUGUGAGUAACCUGUCCUGGGAACAGCAUGCCUGAGAGAUGAUGUCUAACUCAGAGAUAGAGAUAGAGCUGGAGUUGUCAGCAUUUUGAAACUGUCAGGACUCACUAUUUGAUGACAUAGUUUACACUGCCCUCUGUUGGUGAUUGGAGAGCAUCUACAGUGCGUUCAGAAAGUAUUCACACCCCUUGACUUUUUCCACAUUUUGUUGUGUUACAAAGUGGGAUUAAAAUGGAUUUAAUUGUGGGAAAAAAAUGCUAACAUUUGUAAAAAAUUAUAAUAACAAAUAAAACACUAAUAUACAGUAUGUUGAUUAGAUAAGUAUUCAACCCAUGUUAGAAUCACCUUUGGCAGCAAUUACAGCUGUGAGUCUUUCUGGGUAAGUCUCUCUUAAGAGUUUUCCAUACCUGGAUUGUGCAACAUUUGCCCAUUGUUCUUCAAAAAAGUAUUUAAGCUCUGUCAAAUUGGUUGUUGAUCAUUGCUAGACAACCAUUUUCAAGUCUUGCCAUAGAUUUUCAACCAGAUUUAAGUCAAAACUGUAACUCGGCCACUCAGGAACAUUCACUGUCUUCUUGGUAAGCAAAUCCAGUGUAGAUUUGUCCUUGUGUUUUAGGUUAUUGUCCUGCUGAAAGGUAAAUUCAUCUCCCAGUAUCUGGUGGAAAGCUGAAUGAACCAGGUUUUCCUCUAGGAUCCUGUGCUUAGCUCCAUUCCGUUUCUUUUUUAUCCUGAAUAACUCCCCAGUCCUUAACAAUUACAAGCAUACCCAUGAUAUGAUGCAGCCACCACUGUGCUUGAAAAUAUGGAGAGUGUUUUAUUGGAUGUGCCCCAAAUAUAACACUUUGUAUUGAGGACAAAAAGUUAAUUGCUUUUCCACAUUUUUUGCAGUAUUACUUUAGUGCCUUGUUGCAAACAGGAUGCAUGUUUUGGAAUAUUUGUAUUCUGUACAGGCUUCCUUCUUUUCACUCUAUCAAUUAGGUUAGUAUUGUGGAGUAACUACAAAGUUGUUGAUCCAUCCUCAGUUUUCUCCUAUCACAGCCAUUAAACUCUGUAACUGUUUUAAGUCACCAUUGGCCUCAUGGUGAAAUCCCUGAGCGGUUUCCUUCCUCUCCGGCAACUGAGUGUAUUGAUACACCAUCCAAAGUGUAAUUAAUAACUUCACCAUGCUGAAAGGGAUAUUCAAUGUCUGCUUUUUUAUUUUAUUUUACCCAUCUACCAAUAGGUGCCCUUCUUUGCGAAGCAUUGGAAAAUUUCCCUGGUCUUUGUGGUUGAAUCUGUGUUUGAAAUUCACUGCUCGACUGAGGGACCUUAAAGAUAAUUGUAUGAGUGGGGUACAAAGAUUUAAAAAUCAUGUUAAAAACUAUUAUUGAACACAGAGUGAGUCUAUGCAACUUAUUAUGUGACUUGUUAAGUACAUGUUUAUUCCUGAAUGUAUUUAAUGGUAAAACUAGGGUGCCAACUGAAAUUCCAUGUAUUAUUUUAAAUUAUUUUAAACUCCCUGUCUCUGCUCCACCUCAGGUCUGGAGUCAGGUUUCGUCACUCUGCCUCGCCUCUCCUGCUCAGCGGAGCGUCAGUUGCAGCAGGGAGGCUCCUGUACCCCCAACACCCACGGCGGCUCGCUCACCGACGUCUCCGCCCUCCUGUCCUCCUCUGCUGACCCGACCCUGA